GUUCUCACUUCUCAACUGCCCUCAUCCUCUCUUGGCUGUUCCGUCGGAGGGCGCUGGUCACCACCUCAGAAUCCGCUGCUAAACGGCCCUGUUCUCCUUAUCAUACGGUCGCCGGCGCAGCAAUGUCGAGAAGUAGAUCCCCAUCGUCCUCUUAUCACUGUCAAUUGCUUGUCGUAUUUAUUCUUCUACUUCCUUUCUUCUCACUUGCUUUAAGGCCAGUUGUACCGGAUCGGCUUGACCUUGUCAAUACAACUGAGUCCAAUGUCUCUCUGUCCCGGCCAAGAGAGGGCAGCUUCGCCGACAUGAUUGAUCGAGCUCUGGAGCACGAGUUCACUGAGCCCGAUCAAAUUGAAGUACCUGAUAAAGGAGGCUUUAACAACAGUGUAGCAGAACAGCAGGCAGUGCUGGAAACGGUGGCCAGAGUUACCAAAAAGAAUGACACGAAAGAAGAAAAGUCAUUUCAAUUCCAUCAUGUAUUCAAUUUGGACAAUGAUAAUAGAGCCGAAGAUACCCCCAUGUUAAUAGAUCGGAAGGACAAUGUAUUUAUAAUUUCUAACUUUAAAUCCAAGUAUCCAGUGCUGCAGCUAGAUUUAAGAUUAAUUUCAGACCUUGUAGUUGCAAUUGUCUCAGCAACUUGUGGCGGUGUUGCAUUUGCCUUUGCUGGACAACCGGUUAUUACUGGAUAUCUGCUAGCAGGCUCUGUAGUUGGACCUGGGGGUUUUAACUUCAUCAGUGAAAUGGUGCAGGUGGAAACUGUGGCUCAAUUUGGUGUAAUAUUUCUUCUGUUUGCAUUGGGCCUGGAGUUCUCCAUGACCAAGCUUCGAGUUGUUCGAGCAGUUGCUGUUCUAGGAGGCCUACUUCAAAUUUUUUUAUUUAUGUGCUUAUGUGGAGUUGCAGCCUUGUUAUGUGGUGGUAAAGCUUCAGAGGGAGUCUUUGUUGGUUCUUUUCUUUCUAUGUCUUCAACUGCAGUGGUCUUAAAGUAUUUGAUGGAAAAGAAUACCACCAACGUCCUUCAUGGACAAGUCACAAUUGGGACACUUAUUUUGCAGGAUUGUGCUGUUGGACUGCUAUUUGCAUUGCUUCCAGUUCUUGGUGGCACAUCAGGUGUUCUUCAUGGGGUGAUAUCCAUGACGAAACUGUUAGUGACGCUGAUUGCGUUCCUCUCAGUUCUGUCAAUUUUGUCUCGUACUUUCCUUCCAUGGUUACUUAAACUAAUGAUGAGCCUAUCAUCACAGACAAAUGAACUCUAUCAGCUGGCAUCGGUUGCAUUCUGCUUACUUGUAGCAUGGUGUAGUGAUAAGCUGGGACUAAGUCUAGAAUUGGGUUCAUUUGCUGCUGGAGUGAUGAUUGCAACCACUGAUCUAGCUCAACAUACACUAGAGCAAAUUGAACCUAUUCGCAAUCUUUUUGCUGCUCUUUUCCUUGCCAGCAUUGGAAUGCUGAUCCAUGUUCACUUCCUCUGGAGCCAUGUUGAUAUAUUGCUGGCAUCUGUUAUUUUGGUCAUUGUUGUGAAAACUGUCGUAAUUGCUGCUGUCGUGAAGGGGUUUGGAUAUAACAACAAGACCUCAGUUCUUGUUGGAAUGUCAAUGGCUCAAAUUGGAGAAUUUGCUUUUGUUCUUCUCAGCCGUGCUUCGAAUCUUCAUCUAGUGGAGGGCAAACUGUAUCUGCUUCUUCUUGGGACCACAGCUCUAAGUCUGGUUACUACUCCUUUACUUUUCAAGCUAAUCCCUGCUGUAGUGCAUCUUGGUGUGCUAUUGAGGUGGUUCUCUCCUGACAGUUUAGUGGAGAUGGGAUUUAAGGUGGAUACCCUCCGGUCAGAAAGUGGUAAGCAGAGGAUCAUUUUGAUGGACCAAGAAGCACAUGAUUCUUAGCACUAUUCUGGACAAGGGAUUUCCACAAUUGCAUGUUAAUUUUUGACGGGGUUCUCCACGAUGUUCAAAAGAAAACUAACCUAACUAACUGCGACUUCUUUCUCGAGUCAUUUGAACUCUUUCCUUGGUGAAUACUUGUGUACGUAACUGACCAGCAAUCAACGCAUCAUCCAAACCCCAGUAAUGGAAGAGCAGGGGAAGAUGGAGGAUAAAAGAGUUAAAGAAAGUUAACUGACAAGAAGGCCUACGGUUGAAGUUAUCGGGCUGCCAUUCAUUCUUAUACUCUACGUUACAUUCUUUUCUUUUUCUUUUUCUUUUUUUGGGUUUUGGGUUGGCGGGGAGUGUUUGUAAAUGUAUUAUAUGGUUUUGUUUUUUUAUGAUGUAAUUUGAAAGGGAAUUAGCCAUCGUGCUUGGUAAUUUCUGAUAGCGUAGCAUGAAUAUAUCAAAUGUUUCUUUUCUAGCCGCUUCCCCGCUGUCAAAUGUCAAUUGUAUGAUUCAGGUUUUUUUU
Messenger RNA from Neltuma alba, 2379 nucleotides. Its product is annotated as K(+) efflux antiporter 6-like. Gene Ontology annotation, biological process: potassium ion transmembrane transport; proton transmembrane transport. Gene Ontology annotation, cellular component: membrane. Lineage: Eukaryota; Viridiplantae; Streptophyta; Magnoliopsida; Fabales; Fabaceae. Gene Ontology annotation, molecular function: potassium:proton antiporter activity. The record is from RefSeq and is a predicted model, not a curated record.